Molecule: messenger RNA, 911 nt
Organism: Zychaea mexicana
Lineage: Eukaryota; Fungi; Mucoromycota; Mucoromycetes; Mucorales; Lichtheimiaceae
Product: S-adenosyl-L-methionine-dependent methyltransferase
Exons: 2
Coding region: 188-838 (216 amino acids)
Source: RefSeq, a predicted model, not a curated record
GACGAAACAGGUUAGAGUAUCCUCAUUGAGAGCCUGCGCAUAAAAAGAAUCUUUGCUUUCUGGCGAACUAAACUUUAAUCGUUCACGGCGUAUUUCUGGACGCGUCAUAUGAAGGACUGGAAAAGAAGUUUACUCUUUCUUUUUCGUUUUUGCUCCCGACUACUGGGUUCUUUUCCUCUACGAAAUCAUGGCAGUGAAGGCUGUCCCUUUUCACUCGAAAGAAUACUGGGAAUCACGAUUCGACAAAGAAAAUCAUUAUGAAUGGCUUUCUUCAUGGCAAACUUUGCAAUCACAUAUUGAACCAUACCUUGAGCCGGGAGAACCCAUUCUUCAUCUCGGAUGCGGCAAUUCGACCAUGGCCUUUGAUAUGGCUGAUCGCGGAUACCCACAUAUCGUCAACGUGGACUAUGCACAGAAUGUGGUGCAGAACAUGCGGUCCAUGACGGAUACCAGUCGAUACCCACAUGUUACGUGGCACACAGCUGACUGCCUUCGACCCAUUGCAAAGCAAUUGCAGCUGGAUAGUACAGCAGCUUCGCGGGAAGAGUACUCUGUCGUAAUCGACAAGAGUCUAGUCGAUGCUAUUGCGUGCGGCGAUACGGAUGAUCUAGUCAAUCAGCAAAUUUUAGCGCAGAAUAUCAUGUCAGUGACCCGACCGCACGGCAUAUGGAUUUCGCUUUCUUUCUCGGGCGAGCGGGAACAUGUUGCUCAGCAAGGCAAAUGGACAUGGCGUCGUGAACACGCUGUACCUAUCAAAGCGGAUCAAUCGCACGAUAAACCAGGAGCACCCCAGAUUUAUUAUUGGUUGUAUAUCAUGCGCAAGACCGAAACGUCGUAAAAACCAAAGUAGAUUAAUUGUAGUCUUGUUGUUAUGUACAUUCAACUCCAUUUGGUUUAUUUUUAUUUCUGAA